UGGAGAUCAGCCAUCAGGUGAGAGAACACGUCUGUGGAAAAUAGAAAUCGUCCACCGGAUCCGGCAGGUCCUUUUUUCGGUGAGAAAUUCCCAAGAUCGCAAAUCCAGGGAACACAAAUCACUAGAUUCGUCGGAACGCUGAUGCUGUGCUGGAUAAAUCGGACUCUUUUGUUGUGACGCUCCACACGCCUCGUCGUCGUCCUUCCAGGUAGCACACAGGUUCGGGGAGCAUAGCAACGGGCGUGGUAGAAUUGUCAAAGAAGAAUAAUAGAUAAGUAGCAGCACUGUAGAGCCAGUAAUUAUAGACUUGUCGUCGUCUCCAGAAAUAGAAACCUCUGUAGCCGGUAGAAAGGAGCCGCGUUGCGCAUUAACGCUUGGAUUAAACGCCCUCGUAUUUCGAAUCGAAAAUGGACGCAAGAGAAGAGGCACAUGCCAAGCAGGCUGCGCAAAUGCAGCACAGCCAGGAACAGCAGAUGGAGGUACCUACUUAUUCAGCUUUUGCAUACGAGAACAGUGCUGCAGAUGAUGAAGUAUUUUGAAGUGCCGCGUUCUUACUCACCCUACAAAUCAAAAUAAUCUCCUAUCUGAAAAACAGGCUAUGAAAGCGCAGCGAGAGCAGCAGGAAGCGCGAGAGAACCAGAAGAAGAUGAUCAUUCGACAGCUUUUGGAGCCGGAGGCCCUGGAGAGGCUAUCUAGGAUAGGCCUCGUAAAAAAGGAGAAGCAGGAUGCGAUUGAAGAAGCAAUUAUCAGAAAAGUGCAGGCCGGGGCACUCUCCACGAAAAUGGACGACAACACGCUCGUGAAGAUGAUCGUACUUUCGCUUUUCAUUUUUUUUGUUUCUGCGACUGUGAUCACAUCAAGCCUGAAUUGGGCAUCCCUUGCAAGGAUGAAAUGUUUUUGAACGCUUGGCAACCGAAGCCAUAGUGAAGACUCAAUUGAAGAAUCGAUAGGACUGACUCGCAAGUUUGCAUUUGACGCCUGACGACGUUAUGAUGAAAUGUUUUUAAACGCUUGGCAACCGAAGCCAUAGUGUAGACUCACUUGAAGAAUCGAUAGGACUGACUCGCAAGUUUGCAUUUGACGCCUGACGACGUUAUGAUGAAAUGUUUUUGAACGCUUGGCAACCAAAGUGGCUUUGUUGCUAAAGUGUGGACUCAAUUGAAGAAUCGAUAGGACUGACUACGCACCCGACUUACUUAGCGCACUGGCACGAGGUGUGAAGAAGUGCAUUUUUCGGGCUUUUCUGAAGUUUGUCUGAUUUAAAACCCAAUCCGAUAAAACAGGACGAGCUCGACGCUUCUUCAGCCAAUUCGCGCAAUGUGAAGAUACAGCGGAAGCGACAGGACAGUGACGAUGAUUUGGAUUUGGACGAUUAAAAACAAAGCAGUGCGGCUCGCGACAGCGACUUCUUCAACAUGUAACACAGCCCCACAUGAUUCAGCGACAUCAAUAUCGGCAGUUUAAAAAAAUCGUGUCUGCUCUCCGCACUCCUUCUGGCCCAGAAGUCUUGCUCUGUUGAAGGUUCU
Molecule: messenger RNA, 1526 nt
Organism: Amoebophrya sp. A120
Lineage: Eukaryota; Dinophyceae; Syndiniales; Amoebophryaceae
Source: the annotation of a GenBank genome assembly